Messenger RNA from Penicillium cosmopolitanum, 207 nucleotides. RefSeq lists its product as uncharacterized. The record is from RefSeq and is a predicted model, not a curated record. Bases 1 to 207 code for a protein of 68 amino acids. The transcript has a single exon. NCBI's taxonomy places the organism in Eukaryota, Fungi, Ascomycota, Eurotiomycetes, Eurotiales, Aspergillaceae.
AUGGGCCGAAUGAUUCAUUUCCCCGUGGGCAGAAUGGAUCAUUUCCCCGGUGCCAUGGCUGAGCCAAGACCAGGCGCCCUUCGCGUGGCUGAUGCCGAGAAAACCCCCCCCGGUUGCAACGUCUUGGCCUCACUCGAUCGUGUGGCCCCCGCGCGACACCACCCUUUGGCGUAUGUCAUCGACCAGCGCCAUGAAUUGAUCGGAUGA